This is a messenger RNA of Miscanthus lutarioriparius, 975 nucleotides long. The record is from the annotation of a GenBank genome assembly. NCBI's taxonomy places the organism in Eukaryota, Viridiplantae, Streptophyta, Magnoliopsida, Poales, Poaceae.
AUGUCGGUUUCGGCCUCGCCCGUCGGCCGCAGCAGCGGACCUCCACAGCCCUCCUCGUCCUCCAUCACCGCCGCGGCGGCCACCGGGACGCACCAGCUCAAGAUCGACGGCUACUCUCUCACCAAGUCCCUGCCGAGCGGCGCCCACAUCAAGUCCUCCAAUUUCCAGGCGGUGGGCUACAGCUGGUACAUCAACUACUUCCCCAACGGCUGCGGCGGCCUGAUCAAGCGCGCCCGCGGCUACCUCUCCCUGCAGGUCGUCCUCGACGGUGCCGUCGCCGCCACCGCCGGGGCCGUCAUGGCGCAGUCCACCCUUUCCCUGAUCAACAGCGCUGGCCUCCUGGAAGGAACAACCGCACGCAAGACUAGAGUCCGGUUCCGCGCGGUGAAAGCUGCUCCCUUUGUGGAGGUGCCGCCGCCCGACCUGCACCGCCACCUCGGGGAGCUGCUCUUCAGCGGGGAGGCUUCCGACGUCACGCUCCAGGCCGGCGGGGAGACGUUCAGUGCUCACAGGUGCGUGCUCGCUGCGAAGUCGCCGGUCUUCAAGGCAAAGCUCCUCGGCUCCAUGAAGGAGGGUACCAGUACCACCAACUGUGCCAUCCGCAUCGAGGACAUCGAACCACGGGUCUUACAGGCCGUGCUGCACUUCAUGUACACCGACACGUUUCCUGAGGUGAGCAAGGAAGAAGAAUCCGCCAUGUCACAGCACCUGCUUGAAGCCGCGGACAGGUUUAGCCUCCAGAGGCUCAAGCUCAUCUGCGAAGAAAACCUGUGCGGGUGCAUUGACACGAUCUCGGUGGUGACCACGCUCGUGCUGGCCGAGCAGCACGGUUGUCAGGGUCUCAAGGAGAAAUGCUUCGAGUUCCUCAAGUCAACCGGUCUGAAUGCGCUCAUCGCAACUGAUGGCUUCAACCAUCUGUCUACUAGUUGCCCUGCCGUCCUGGAGGAGCUCACUUCCAAGCUUACUCUCCACUGA